GCACGGGCGCUUCCUGCCCUCGCACGUCAGCCCCCUUUGAAAUGAGACACGUGUUUCCGCUUCCCCCCUCUCCCUCCCCCUUUUCGACGCGGCCUCAUACGCCAACAACAUGCCUUUGGCGAAAGACUUGCUGCACCCGACUGCAGAGGAAGAGAAGAGGCGGCACAAGAAGAAGCGGCUUGUCCAGAGCCCCAACUCUUACUUCAUGGACGUGAAAUGUCCAGGUUGCUAUAAGAUCACCACAGUGUUCAGCCACGCUCAGACAGUGGUGUUGUGCGUGGGAUGCUCCACAGUGCUGUGUCAACCCACCGGAGGAAAAGCACGUCUCACAGAAGGAUGCUCUUUCAGGAGAAAGCAGCAUUAGUCUCUCAUUUACCCGAGCGCAAAUUACGAGAGACCAAAGGAGGAGAGAUGGAUUGGCCAAAGGCUCUACAGUACCCAGGAUGAUCCUACACCUCGAGUCAAGUUAAAGGUCAUGUAGAAAGGGAAUAGGCCUCCUCAUGGAGCUAAAUCGUGGCUGUUGAAGGAUUAAAGGCCUUGUUUUAACUAAACUGUAACUCAUGACUGCCAAACCUGUUUCUCACUAUAAAAUCCUUUAAAUAAAUGUUUUUUCAUUA
This is a messenger RNA of Silurus meridionalis, 617 nucleotides long. RefSeq names its product ribosomal protein S27, isoform 2 (gene rps27.2). Lineage: Eukaryota; Metazoa; Chordata; Actinopteri; Siluriformes; Siluridae. Gene Ontology annotation, cellular component: ribosome; cytosolic small ribosomal subunit. Gene Ontology annotation, biological process: translation; ribosomal small subunit assembly. Gene Ontology annotation, molecular function: structural constituent of ribosome; RNA binding. The coding region runs from base 110 to 364 and encodes 84 amino acids. The transcript is spliced from 4 exons. The record is from RefSeq and is a predicted model, not a curated record.